AUGGCCUCUGAAGAAUCUGGAGGGUACUUCUCUGUUUCCACCAUCGCGGUGAAUCCGGACAGGAUUGACGAGGCCCAUGCCUGUCUGGCCGAAGUUUCCGAAGCGACUUUGAAGGAACCAGGAGCCAAGAUCUACAGGUUCUACAAGACUGAGGGUAAAGACGAGUUUGUCUGCAUGGAGAAGUAA
Fusarium musae is the source of this 186-nucleotide messenger RNA. RefSeq lists its product as uncharacterized. The record is from RefSeq and is a predicted model, not a curated record. The transcript has 2 exons. The coding region runs from base 1 to 186 and encodes 61 amino acids. Lineage: Eukaryota; Fungi; Ascomycota; Sordariomycetes; Hypocreales; Nectriaceae.